AUGGCAUCGGUGCUGCGGCUCCUAGUCCUGCUCGUGUGCGGCCUGGUGCCCGCCGUCCGCGCCCUGGAGCCGCGCGAAGUCUUCACCAACUCCUUCCUGGUUCGGCUAAGAGGAGACCACGAGCCCCGCGCCGCAAAAGCCGUCACCAAGCGCAACGGAUUCCACAGCAUCGGGCCAGUGCUGGGGUCCAAGAACGAGUACCACUUCGUUCAUCGCGCCGUGCCCCGGGGCCGCACCAAGCGAAGCGUCCCGCACAUGCGCAAACUCCGGGCCGACCCGCCGGUGGAGACAGCCAUCCAGCAGACGGACUUCAAGCGGGUCAAACGGGGCUACACGGAGCUCAAGUUGGGGCCCGAAAACCUGAGGCUUCAGCGGGAACCAACGGACCCUUACUUCACGUACCAGUGGUACUUGAAAAAUGUCGGCCAGAAUGGCGGCAAGCCGCGGUUGGAUCUGAACGUUGAGGCCGCCUGGGCUCAGGGAUUUAUGGGCAAGAAUGUUACUACAGCCAUUAUGGACGAUGGGGUUGACUAUAUGCACCCGAACCUUCGGGACAAUUACAAUUACAAGGCCAGUUACGACUUCAGUAGCAACGACCCCUUCCCAUACCCAAGGUACAUCGAUGAUUGGUUCAACAGUCAUGGCACGCGCUGUGCCGGUGAAGUCUCCGCCAAGAGAGACAAUGGAGUGUGCGGCGUUGGCGUCGCUUACGAUUCUAAGGUGGCAGGCAUCCGUAUGCUGGACCAGCCAUACAUGACGGACUUGAUCGAGGCAAACUCUAUGGGCCACGAGCCCAACGUGAUUGACAUCUACAGCGCUUCCUGGGGAUCUACCGACGACGGAAAAACUGUCGACGGACCCCGCAACGCCACUAUGCGGGCGAUUGUCCGAGGAGUAAACGAGGGUCGCCACGGCCUGGGCAACAUUUACGUGUGGGCGUCGGGCGACGGCGGGGAGGACGACGACUGUAACUGCGACGGAUACGCGGCCUCCAUGUGGACCGUGUCCAUCAACUCGGCCAUCAAUGACGGCGAGAACGGGCACUACGACGAGUCCUGCUCGUCGACCCUGGCCUCCACCUUCAGCAACGGCGCCAAGGACCCACACAUGGGAGUGGCCACGCCUGACCUGUACGGGAAAUGCACCAAGACGCACUCGGGGACAUCGGCAGCCGCACCCGAAGCGGCCGGUGUGUUUGCCCUCGCGCUGGAAUAA
This is a messenger RNA of Dermacentor silvarum, 1215 nucleotides long. Its product is annotated as neuroendocrine convertase 2. The record is from RefSeq and is a predicted model, not a curated record. Bases 1 to 1215 code for a protein of 404 amino acids. Gene Ontology annotation, cellular component: Golgi membrane; trans-Golgi network. NCBI's taxonomy places the organism in Eukaryota, Metazoa, Arthropoda, Arachnida, Ixodida, Ixodidae. Gene Ontology annotation, molecular function: serine-type endopeptidase activity. Gene Ontology annotation, biological process: protein processing. The transcript has a single exon.